This is a messenger RNA of Hymenoscyphus albidus, 312 nucleotides long. The record is from the annotation of a GenBank genome assembly. NCBI's taxonomy places the organism in Eukaryota, Fungi, Ascomycota, Leotiomycetes, Helotiales, Helotiaceae.
AUGGCAACUCAAAAAGCGCCAACCGGGACUCAAGCCUUCAGGAGCAGACUCCAAACGGUCGGAUCUCAACUUGCACUUACCGCCAGAACAAAGACAAUGCAAUACACUCGAAAUCCCAAUACCGCUCAUGCCUCAAAAGCUUCUUCGCAAUCCGAACGUCGACUCGAAAAGGCCAACCGAGCCUCGAAAUGGCUCCUUCCGCAAGACAGAGAUUGCAGAUCAUGGGUUGUCUCCGAGUAUGAUGCACACCAAGAGAUGGAGAAGGAAAGACACCAGGCGCUUUUGGAGAAAAUCUCGAAUGCGGAAUAUUAA